AUGCUGAUAAACAGAUGGCGGUCCAAAAACGCUGAGGACCAGAGGACCAAGGAGGAGAUGACUGAUCAGAUGGGCAAAGGCAAAUCCAGCACCCACUGUCUUGAGAAGCAGAGGACAGAGGAAGAGGUGAAUGUAUCUAUAACAGAUUUGACUGACCAUAUCGCUGAUGAUGGCCAGUUGACAGAUGAUGAGGGUGACCAUUUUGUGGGAGCAGAUCUGAUAAGUUGCCUUUCCAACCAGAUGACUGCGUACAUGGAUGAUGGCCAAUCAAGCACCGAGAUGCAUGUGUCGAGGAUGAUGGACAAAGGCAAAUCAAUUAGUGAAGGCAUGUCAAGCAUGGAGAAAAGCAAACCGGAUUCAGAUGCGUCGAGGAUGUUGGAUAUGAUGAUGCUGGAUUCUGAUGAUAAGAGUGAGUCGGAUGGUAUGACCAACUUGUGCAAAUAUUACAAGAUGCUCGAAUUUGAGGGUGAGAAGGUGUUGGGCAAGAUGACUGCGGAGAAUUUAAGGAUGUAUUACAAAUUUCGUACGGAGCUAUUAAAGAUGGAAGCCAGCUCUCGCGAGUUCCGGGAGCAGAAUGAAAAGGAUGACCUGAGGUGGGAGCAGGAUAAGAAGGACGCAUUGAGCUGUUGCAGAACAGACCCGACCCCCUUCUCACUUCAGGACGCGGUUGAGGAGGAGGGGGAGGAGGAGGAGGUGACAGAAUUCACAAAAUCAGACAAAGAGGAGAUGGAGACGGAGGACAUGUUGUUUUCUGGAAAACGUAAAGGCUGGGAAUCCGCAUGGGGAUGCUGUGGUGAAUUUGAAGACAGUACCGCAGUGAGUCCUAUGCACUUUACACAUUGCACGCCGGGACUGAUCCCGUACGCCGCUCGCUCUGUGAGCACCUUGCAGAUCUACUCCUUAAAGAUUGUUGGAACAGAUGGAAAGUUGAAGUUACCACUCCAUGUGUAUGGUCUUGUUGCUGCCCGGGACACCGUGGACUACAACCGCAACAUUCUCUUCUUUAGGCGAAGGGAAGACUGUCAAAAACUCACUCCAGAGGAUCCAUUUUUGCACUUGACUGGCCCGUCCCGUGCCAUCGUGGCUGUGGACCAUGUUGACUUCGAAGUCCAACUGAAAGUAAAGGGUGCAACAAGGUCCAGCGACAGAGCAUUGAUCAGUCGUUGCUGCACUUAUGCUGGUGGUUAUCAUGAAGGUUUAGAUACCGCUCUCUUCAGCAACUGCUUUUGCAUGGUAGAGUUAAGCUUGGAGCGACUCGCAAAGACAGUCCAGGCUACCAUCUUAAGUAUCCGUGUUGUUGAAGGCGGACCUUGGCCUUUUGAAUAUGGUGGUCGGAUUGUGUGCUCCUCACCACCACAGGAAGUUAUGGACUCCCUGGCCAGGCAAGUUGUGUUGGUUGAUUCUCGUUCUUCUGAUGGUGGAGAAAUGCCAAUGGGCACAGGUGGCUACCUUGAUCUGUCAAGGCAUGUUGUUUCUGUAGAACUGGAAGAAAGCCUGCAAUUUGUUAUACAAGCCUACUCGCAGUCUGGUGAUGCUAUUGCUAGACAAGGUCGUGUCAAGUUCAGGGCCGAAUAUUGCAACGUAAGUCGAGGUAUAUGUGAGAUUGGUGACUCUAAGGUGGAGAUUACUGUUGCUUGGUCCAAACUUGUUACCAAAAGGAUGGAUAUCCUCUUAGAAGGACAUGUUUGA
Molecule: messenger RNA, 1689 nt
Organism: Triticum turgidum subsp. durum (durum wheat)
Lineage: Eukaryota; Viridiplantae; Streptophyta; Magnoliopsida; Poales; Poaceae
Source: the annotation of a GenBank genome assembly